Messenger RNA from Ruditapes philippinarum (Manila clam), 10414 nucleotides. Its product is annotated as teashirt homolog 2-like. Gene Ontology annotation, cellular component: nucleus. The transcript has 2 exons. Gene Ontology annotation, molecular function: DNA-binding transcription factor activity, RNA polymerase II-specific; DNA binding. Gene Ontology annotation, biological process: regulation of transcription by RNA polymerase II. The coding region runs from base 542 to 4132 and encodes 1196 amino acids. NCBI's taxonomy places the organism in Eukaryota, Metazoa, Mollusca, Bivalvia, Venerida, Veneridae. The record is from RefSeq and is a predicted model, not a curated record.
UUUUGCCGAGGCCUUCCGAUAGAUCUUUGAUUAAUAAUUUGUGUAAUUCACCAGACAUUUGUGACUGAACUCAGCUGUUAUGUUACGUUAUGUCAAAAUUGUUCCUACCUUUGUAACUAAACAGGUGCCCCCAUUGUGAUAACAGUGCGUUUGAUUGACAGAUUGAGUCCAGGUGAAAUCAACAUGGAGUGAAAAACAGAGCUCCUAGUUUGACAACUUUAUAAUUUGACAUAACAUUGAGCCGUGUAAACAAAAUGGUGAACAGUACAGAGGUGGAAGGAUAUUACCAUUGAGUCAUUUAAAAUAAAGUACAGUAUUUACAGAGACACACAAUUAAAACUGUUAACAGGGGAAUUAAAAUCGAGGAAAUAAAAAAGUCGAUGAAAUUCAAGAUAUUUUUACUGUUGGUGAGCAAAAGUGAGAUUGAGGAAAUUUUAUAUAACAUACAAGUGAAAUCUGUUUUCACAUCUGGAAGUUUUAAUGGUUAUCAGCAUCAGGUGAUGAUGAAGAUGAUGAUGACAAAGAUAAAAACACAGGAAACAUGCAGAUAGAGAAUUUGACCAAACCCAGUUGCUUUGACAACAAAUUGAAUGAACUUGACUUGAAGGAAAACCAGGUAGAUGACAUUGAAGUGAAUCAUACAGAUUUAAAGAUGGAGAGUGAAAAUAUUGAAAAAGAUGUGGUGAAAUGUGAAAAAAUAAAUGGCUGUCAGAAUGAUGAAAAUGAAAAUAUGACUGUUGAAGACAAGAAAACCAAAUCUGUGAAACAUGAAAAUGAUGAAAAAGAAAAUAUUGUUGAAGAAACUGAUUCUGAUAUCACUGAGAAGGAGAAUCUUUUUGUCAAGAAAGAAAACAAUAUGGAUGAAAUAGAUAUUGAAAAAGAAAUAAAGAAAGAACUUAAAGAAGCUGUUGAAAUAAGAAUUCCAAAAAUUAAGCACAAGUUAGAUUUAGAAGAUUAUAAAUGGAUGUCGGGUUGUCUUGAAAAGUCAAACAAGAGGCCAGAGACUCCGCCUCUUCAGAAACUAAUGAGACAAGAUUUCUCUCCCCUGAAGUCAGGUAGUUUAUCAUCUCCAUCUCCUCCAAAAAAGUUCAAAGAAAGUUUGUCAAGUAAAGAAGGUUUUACAUCAAAACUAGCAUCAGUAAUCAUACCUAGUACAAGUAUGAGUGUUCCCCCAAAGACUGCCUCCCAUCCAAAACAACUCUUAUCACAUUCAAUAGCUAACCUAAGAACAUCUAGCAUGAAACAAUCAAGUUUUUCUAAAUCUGCAUUUUCACACAGUUCUUACCUUUCAAGGUCAUUUCCGUUGAGUCAAUCAUUUUUCACAUCAGCGGAAGAAGAGCAGCCUUUAGACCUUUCUAAAAAACCUUCUUCUAAAACCUCACAUGAGCCUAAAGCUAGCCCAAAGAAAAAUGGAAAUUCCAGAUCAGAAUUGCGUAAACAUGAAAAUGGACUCUCGUCAACUAGUUUGCAAAGUUUACAACAGAAAUUUGGCGGGGAUUUUCAUCUGCGUGGAUUAAGAAAACCAUUGAAUUACAUGUUGUAUGGACCAGAGAUUCCCGCUCUUCAUCAAGCAUUACUUCAUUCAGCAUCUAUGUCACUACCUCAUUUCGCUCUACCAAUGACAAAUGGUCAACCUAAAAUAACACCAGAGAAGAUAUAUCCUUCUAGACAUCGAAAUUUGACCCCAUCACCUUCCCACAAAAGUAGGAGUGAUGAAAGUGUUAAAAGUAUAAAGAGGGAAGAUGUUGCACCAGUCGAGAAAUCAAUCAAAAGGGAAUUGGAAAAGGUUGAUGUUGAAAGUGAUCCUAGUCUUGAAGAAAAACAAGGUGAAAAUUACACAAAUCAUCUAUGUACAUGUGGAAAAUGGUUUGAUGGCCUGUACUCACUGAGCCUGCACUUACAGGAAACAGGACAUCUUCCAGCCAGGAACAAGUCUGUUAGUUUGUUAGAGUAUCCCAAACUUGUUAGGGGUCAAGAUAUGUGGUUGAAUCAGGAAUCUGAACAAACUCGUAGAAUUCUUCGCUGUAUUCAAUGUGGGGAGUCAUUUAAAACACUGCCAAUGUUAACAGUACAUAUGAUGAAGACUCAGCACUACACAAAGAUUGUAAGUUCUGAGCAUGCUCGAAGAGCUCACAAAUGUUCAGCUUACUGUGACAAAGAACAGGACAAGGAAUGUGUGUUCAAGUGUAAAGUAUGUCAGGAAUCAUUCUCCGACAUGGAAGGCUUAGCCAAUCACAUGAUCAUGUCUGGUCAUCAUAAAAAACAAUCACCCAGACCACCACAGUCAUUCAGUGAACUUCAAUUUAAGAAAAGGAAGCGUUAUAGUUUUGAUGAAUCAUUAAAUCCAUAUGGAAAUCCAAGCAUGGCAGCUAUGUAUGACUACAAAAGGCAUUUAGCUGGUGGCUCAGCUAGUCCGGACCUUUCAACAGAAGAAAGUGAUGAUAGUAGAAUUAACUGUGAGAACUGUAAUUGUAAAAUUGAAACUAAGUCAUUUGUAGAACAUGUUAGAGCAUGUCUAGGACAGAAACUAAGAGAAGAUGCUGCUAGAAUAGAGAAAGAAAAUGCUAAAAAGGCAAGUAAAGAUAAGAGAAAUUUUGACAAAGCAAAUGACGAGGACUCUGAUCAUUUUAGAUCGUCUGAGAAAAAGAGAAAAUUAGAAAAUGGUUCGAGUAAAUCUAAUAGUGAUAGUGAAGAUGAAGAAGUAAAGUCUGAUGUAGAUGUAGAAUCAUUAGAUGAUGAUAAAGAUAGUAAAAGUAUGCUAGAUACCACAGACAGUUUAGAUAAAUCCAAAUUUGAUAAAUCUAGGGACACAAAAGAAUCUGAAAAAUCCAUUAAAGUUGAAAGUGAUAGUGAUGAAUUAGAACUAGGCGAGAUCAGAGACAAUAGUAAAAAUAUUCUUAAAGAAAUCCAAACUCUUGUAGAUAGUAAAAGCUCUAAACGUGAGAGAAUAGAAAAUAUAGAUAAAACUGAAGUUGCUAAAAAUGAGGGUGAGAAGAGAUCAGAAGGGAGUGGUUCAAAGAAAGUUUCUCUUGGUAAAAAACUGGAUAUCAUUGAUCCUGAUCAUGCUAAGGAAGCAAGUGAAGGAUCAGCAUUGUCCGCAAUGGAAUCAUUUAUCAAAAAGAGUUUCAGUAACAAGUUUGACUAUAAAAAGGGUAACAUAAUCAUAAGUCCACAUAGUAGUUCAGAUGCCACAAUUCAUACUAGACCAAUUAAUAGUGCAAUGAGUUUUGAUACAACAGAUUAUUUAAGUCGUUAUAAGAACUUCUAUGCAGCGCUCAAUUUAAACUUGGGUAAUGGUUUUAAACAAGGACAUAAUGAAAGAGAAGGGAGUAAGUCAAAAGUUAAUAGUCAUGAUGUAGUAAAGAAGGAAAUAAGAUCAAAGUUGGAAAAAGGGAAAGAGAGGUUGGAAAAAUCAGGAUCUCCUAAAUCUGAAGGAAGUGAAGAAAAAGAUGAUGGGAGGAGUAGCGUGAAGUCAGGUAUAUCUGAUGCUUCUAGUCAAUUGGACAAAAAUGAAAACUUAGAAACUAAGUAUUUGAAUAUGGAUGAAAAUGAGGAAGAGAGUAAGGUAGACAAAGAAAAAUCCUCUGCAUUAGACAAUCUAAGUAGUUUUGUAUAUGGUCAGAACUUAACAAGUGAACAUCCAUUGGAUAGUUUACAAAGACUGAUCACAAAAUCAGACAUUCCAAAGUUAAUGGGUACGGCAGCAGCUUCCCAUGGUUUUAAAUACCUCCCUCCUCAUUUAGCGUUACAUCAAUCCAGUUUAGACCUUAGCGUGCCUCUAAAUUUAAGUGUAAAAUCUCAAAAUGGCGACAGCGAUGAGGAUGAAACUAAAUCGCGACCAGACGAAGAUAGCCUGUCAGAUUACGAAGCGCUUAAUUCACCUACAAAUAGCGACGGCGAACCUAUGGAAUAUCGUUGUGCUGCUUGUAGUCGAAAGUUUGCGUCAAAAGGGUCGUACAGGUAUCAUCUAAGUCGAUGUCAUCUCUCAAGUGUGAAACGGUACGGGAUCAAGGAGGCAUUUAACAUGAGUCCAUAUGUGUAUUUACCAUUGGAUCAUACUGCCAAAUUCUCAAAAUAUUAUGAGAUGGCAAAGGAACUUGCUAAUAAGGCAAAAGAAAAUAGAACUAAAUGAGAAUCUCAUAACCUGGUAAACUGACUUAUAUCACAGUACUGUAAACAGUUUGUUAAUAUAAUAUACUAUACUCUUAGUUAUCACAUUCUUGACAACGGUAUUUUUUCUUGUCGUAAUGACCACACUACAAAAUGAUGCAUUUCUCUAUAUUAUAGUUAUCUCAAAACUUUCCGAAUACUAUACUUUAAAGUGGCAUUUUUUCCAUGUUUACAAAUUGCCUUUCACCAGUAUGUUUAAUUCAUUUUAAGUGCAUAAAAAUAGGUAUUGAAAGUAGAUUUAUGAGCACAUAAAAUAUAUUUGUACAUUAUAUUUUCUAUUCCAAACUGAAAUUUGCAUUUUAUUGAGAAAACGAAAAUGAGUGUUAAAAAAUGUUUCAUAAAGUUUUGUGAAACUUUUGAAUUAUGAUCUUCAGAAUGAUUCAUCAAAUAUUUAUACUCCUUCAAUUAUAUAUGAUAUAUAUUAUACAUUUCUAAAAUCAAGAACCACUUAAAGUAUUAUCGCAAAGAAGAAAUAUUCAUUUUUUUGCUGUAUGAAUUUUUAUAUAGACAAAAAAACAACAACAAUAUUUAGAAGAAAAACAAAUCAUUGUAAGUAAAAAAAAAUGAAUUGUUGAUAAAGAAGUCUUGUUUACCAGGUGUUGAAAAAGAAUUAGAAAAGAAUUCCAAGUAUUUGAGUAUCCUAUAUGGGUUGUGAACUGUUAUUUGUUAUGAAAUUCUUUAUAAUUGAUAUUUUACAUAGCUUUAUAUAUGUCAUAUGUCAUAAGCUUUCUUCAUGUCUUUUAUUUGUUGUUGUUUUUUUCUUUUUUCACAUUAUUAUUAAUGCUGUCUAUGUAUAUUUAGAUUGCGCAACAAGUUUUGGUGCUUUAUAAGAAAUUAAUUUGCAUUUAUUCUGACUGCUGUCUUCAUUAAGUAACACUUUAUCUUAUUGAACUUAACACUGUCAUUUUUUUAUUCAUUUUUUUUUUUACUUUUAAAGAACAAUUUUCCUCAAUUUUCCUGCUUGUCAGGUCUUAUAGGUCUAAGAGCUGAUUGGUCUGUCAUUUGAACCAGUGAAUUUUUUCACUUAAUUGGGAAGAGGCCUUAGCCUUUUGAUUUUGGGAAAAAUUAUCGCUAAAACUGCUUAUUUGGGAAGUAAAAAAGCAGGUUUAAGUUACGAUUUUUGGGAAAACUGCAUGAUUUUAAAGAAAUUUUUAGUUGGUAAGAGGCCUUUAUAUAAACAGGAAAGUCACUGUGACCAAUAACAUGCACUCUUUCAAAGAUUCCUCCCACAAUAUUUUCUUAUCUUAAAUAAUUAUUAAAGUAAAAGUGCAUUUACAUUUACUUAAUAGUGAGGUGGUUAAAUAAUAGCUUAGUAAAUUUUGAUACCAUGGUAACUGUUGUAUGUUCUGAAUUUAUUAGGAGGUAUUUUAGAUUUAAUCAGCCCCCCACACCUUUUUUUGAAAGAGACUCAGGCUUGCGUACCUCACGAGACAUUUUUGUUUUUUAUUAGAAAAUUUGAUCUAUUUUGAUCUAACAUUCUUAAUGGCAUUUAUUGGUAUGUGUUCUAAGCCAUGUCCUCAGAAUAGCAUUUUUUUUGGAUAUCUCUUAAAUAUACAAGAAUUCCAGAUGUUAAGACUUUACUUUGAUUUUCCAUGGUCAUGUAGGCAUAAAAUUUUCUAUGUAAAAACAGUUGACAAAAUUUGUCCAUUCUUUUAAACAUUUGGUAUACAAUUCCGUUUUUUCUGCAAGAAUUGUGACUGUCUGUGUCAUGUUUUGUUAAGCAACUGUUGUUGUUAGUUUUGGAAAUUUUGUUAUUAUUGUUUGUAAGUUAUGAAUGUGUUAAGGGUAGUAGUGAAUAUUAUUGUUUGUAAGUUAUGGACAUUUUAAGGGUAGUGAAUAUUAUUGUUUGUGAGUUAUGAACGUGUUACGGGGAGUGAACCUCAACAAAACUUUGUAAAUAUUAAAAGAUAUUCAUUAAAUGAAUGGUACAGCAUUGACAAUCAAUGUAGAAUUUUUUUAAAGCCUAUCUUCCUUACAUUAUUUUACUAUAUUAUACAUGUAUAUUACUUAUUGUAAGAAAACAAGAGAUAUUGUACAGUUUUAAUUUUGUGAUUUAUACACAGCCUCUCUUUUUCCCCCUUUGCAAUUCUUAAAUAAGUUAGACAUUAAUUAAAAUUUUACUGGAAAUAUAGCAUUAUUUAGAAUUUAUAAAUUUCUAAGAAUUUCUUUGCACAUUUAUGUGCGGUUAUAAAAACAAAUUGUGAUACAGUUGCUAUUUAGAAUCUUAACACUUUAUUAUGGACAACAUCAUAUAAAUCAGAAAGUGCUGAUCCCCAUAGCUGCUUGUAUAAAAAGUUAUCAAUAAAUUAAAGCUAUAAAGUAAUGGCAGCACAUAACUGAAUGUUUCUGGGUUUUUUACUCGACUUUUACUUGUACUUAGAAAUUAAUGACAGUCAGAUCAUAAUUAUACUUCCUCCUGUUAGAAAAAUAAAGUUGAUGUUUCUUUUUGCAGGAUUUGUUUAUCUGCCAUACAAGUAAAUUUUUUUUGGCAAGGAAAUAUAUCUGUUUAAGAAAAUUAAUUAGACUCAACAUUGGAUAUUAUUUAUAUCAAUAGAUGAUAUCCCAUUGACGACUAAUAAAGCAAAAAUUGAAAAAUUUGUGGGAACAUGGAAUCCUAUAAAAUGCUAGAAAAAGUUUUUAGUUUCAAAUUCAUAAUGUCUUCCUGUCAGACCCAUUUAGAGGUCACAGGGUCAAGGUUAUUAAGACUUCCAAGUUCAAACCAUAAAACAAGAAAUUCUUCCAUCCAUAACUUCACAGAUAUUGUAUCUUCAUGCACUCUACCCACAAGACCCCCUCAAAGGUCAUGGGGUCGAAGGUCAAAUAAACAGGGUCAAGGUCGUCAGGGGAGCAUUGGGAUCAUUCAAAAUUAACUUGGUUAUAUACCUUUUUUCCUUCAUUUUUUUUUUAUUUGGCUAUUUUAAAACGCAAAUAACAAAUGCAAGAUUAGAAACAAGUUCUAAGAAAAGAUAAAAACAAAGAUUGCAUUUUAAAAUGUCCCUGCAAGCAGACUGUCUAGUUCACGACUGUCAUAAAAAAUGAUCAGUCGAGACUAGCUUUUACCAAGUUGAUAGAUAGCUGAUGUGAUGAUGAAUUUGUUUAUUUCAUGUUUUAUAUAAGGGAGGAAAAUUAAGUGAUUAUUCAUAGUUAUGUAUGAUGGAAGCAGUGUUUUUGCAGAAUGACAAACAAAAUGGCAACAAUCCGUCACAAUUACGUGCUUUCCAUCAAAAUGACGGAUUUUUCUGCGGGUUAUAAUGGCUACAAGCAUGAAAUAGUAUAUUAUAAAAAUUUAUGAACAGAUUUUCUUGUCAAAGACAGAUUGCUGCGUUUUAGAAUAUAACGCAUUGUGUUAAAGUAAAAAUAUGACUAGAAGUCAUGUAAAUGGAUAUUUGAAACUGUUCACAUUAUUUUUAAUGAAAUGGUGCAUUUUUGGUAUAGCAGUAAUUUAUUAUGAAAUUCUAGACUUUGAAUUUCAGUCAGAUUUAUCACUCUUAUGUUGUUUUUUUUGUUACAUUCAUCUUAAGUUGUAAUCGUGAUAGAAAUAAUGUAUGCUGCAUAACAAAUUAAUAAAAUAUUAUCACCUUAGUGCAGUAACGGGUUAACUCCUUAUAUAAUUUAAUAGGAGAUAACCUGUUACUGCAGAAACCUGACAGUAUCUAAAGUUGACUUUCACAGUCCUGUACUUUCAGACAGUAAAACUGGCCUAAUUCAUUCAGUAAAGAUAUUCCAUGUUUACUUCACUUACAAAUGUACUAAGCUUUGCUUUUACUUUUUUUUUCUACAUAAGUGUUCAAAAUCUGUUUUUGUGCAGUGGACAAAUAUUAAGGGAAAUUUUUAUUGCAUUUAUGAAGGUUUAUUGAAGAAUAUCAAAACAUUGAACCCAAAGAGUUAUAGGUACAACACUGAUAGAUCUAUAUUAUAGAUAUUGAGACAGCAUAUAUAGACAAAUAAGCUGAUCAGUUUUAUAUGCACAAUAAGUGUUAAAAAUGAAAAAAAAUCAUCUUGUAGAAAGGGGAAGAUGUGUUUUAUAAUGUUGAAAUAAUGGGCUAAGAGCAUGUUAGAUACUUAUCACUUGAUAAAAAUGGCACCAAAUGAAAAAAAAAUUAUCAUAUAAGUAGCAAAAUGUGAAAAUAGAGUGGUAUUUUGACUUCCAUACAAAAUUACUAUAAGUAUACUUAUUCCCCCCUCCCCCCAAGAAAAAAAAUGGCUCAGCUUUAUGGCCAAUAAGUAACAUUUGGAAAUGGUAACAAGACACCCAAAACAAAAGCCUUUGAAAUAUUGAAAAUUAUAAUGAAAAUUUUUGAGGCUUCAUGGGCUUUUAAUUAUCUUUUUAAAUAUUAGUAGACAUCCCUAAAACUUAAAACUAAUUAGAAGCAAGUUGGAGUUUAGUACAUUAUUCAAUUACAGCAAAGUAGGAAUUAAAACAGUAUAACCUAUUAGUCCUGUGUAUAUAUUAUGUUGGAGAGAGAGAGAGAGAUUUUUUAUUCCUGAUAUUUUUUCAUUGUAAUCCAAUUACAUAUCACACUUGUUUUUCUUUUGCUGCUGUGUUCAGUUUUGUACAGUUGUGUACCUUUGUUGUUUUCUUGUAUUACUUAUUUAUUACAGACUUACUUUUGAUGAUACAUUUUAAGAAUUUAUUAAGAUUUAUUUAACACAUUUGUAUUCAUAUUUUAAUAGCUAAAACAGGUAGGAAAAAGAAAGAACUUGCAUUUGUAUGUUUUUUUAUAGUACAGAAAUUUGAAAUUAUUUGUCUGGUUACAAAACGAACAUGUGCAAUUUAGUGUUCUGCAUGCAUGAAAAAUCCAUGCAGAUAUCAUAAAGUACAUGUAUAUUUAUUGACAUUAAUAAGUUCUGACAAUACGCCAUUUUUUGCCACUUUCCUUGUUUUAUUAAAAUGAAUUAAACUUUGGAUAUGAUAAGGAAUAACAAAAUGUUAAUUUAUAACUGAUGACUGAAAAAAUAUAAGGUCUAGCAGAUGACAAAUUUGUCUGAAUUAAAUCAAGACAAUUCUGGACAGAAUACCUUAAUUAUUAUAAUGUAUAUUUGCUGAAACAAAAAUUGACACAAACAUUUUAUUGGUGUUUAAAUUUGUUUUUUAACCUGUGUGUAACUGAUGUUUAUUUGUUUCUAUUUUAUUACUAAGAAAUCCUUAUUAUUAUACCGUUUUUUCUUUCAACACCAGGGUUUAUUUUAUCAUCAAUACCCAAAAAUAUUUCAAAAUUGCCAUAUCAUAAAAAUCCUGUAGAUGUUGUUUUAUUUGCUAUGCCACUCAUUUUGUUUGUACACGAUGUCUACUUUUUAACUUAAGGUUAUUGAAAUCAGUCUAUCUUAACUAUAUAAUUAAUUAUAUAAGUGAAGAAGAUUUUCUUUUAUAAAUACUUUCCUUCAAAGCCAAAACCAAAGUUACUAUGUAACAAAUUCAAAUAUCCAAAGAUGAUUUUACUUUACAAAGCUAAAAAGGUUGCUUGUGUUAAAUACAUUUUAAGAAAUUUCAUGUAAAUUUAUCAUCCAUUUGUUUUGAAAUUCCAGUAAAGAGAAUUUUAUCUUUAAAAUAUCCAUUUAAUAUGUCAGCACAAAAAUUGUUGCAUGUAGUUUUUUUUCUAAUUAAUGAAAAUUGAUAGAAAAAAAACCCUACAAAAAUAAAUAACUAAUGCUUCAAAACGAACAUAUUUUCUUAUUUUAAUAUUUUACCAACAUUCUACAAAUAAUAGGUUGUAUGUAUAGCAAUUUUCUGAAUUGUUUUUACAAAUAUUUGUAAAUUGAUAUUUUAUUUUACUUCUUUUGAAAUGAAAUAAAGGCAUGCAUACUUUAUCUUAAUUUUACAACAUAUCCCCAUUUAUGUUGCAUUUCAAGUUUUCUUGGUAAACCUCAUAGAAUGGAAAUGCUUUAAAUUUUAAAAUCUUACAUUAUGAUCUUGAAAACAUUGAAUCUUGUAAAACAAUAUUUUACCUUUUUAAUGAGGAAUUAAUCUGUAUACAUGUUUUUUUUUACAAUUCAUCAUCUCCCCAAUGCCAUGUAUGAUUAUACAUGUAUACCAUUUUAAUUUCAUAUCUUACAUUUUAUAGAUUUGACAUUUUACCUGUUAGCUUUAUACUUAUAUAUUUGGCUUACCUUUUUUGGCUUUAUUACCAUCCUUAAUUCAUUAUAUACCUGUAUUACAUCACUUUUUGCCUUUUUGAUGUUCUGUGAAUUUCCAUGGUUGAAAAUAUGUUUAUUACUAUAAUACAAACAAAUAUGAAAAAAAGAA